GUUUAGCUCCAUGGUUGCCUUCGAUCGUGUUGUGACAGCAAGAAGUUGCAUGGAAGACUUGAAUUAGGAGUGCAUAGAAUCCAAAAUAAGGAAGAGUUUCUAUAGCAGAAAAAUCUUGGGUGAGACAGUGCACCAAUCUGUCCAGCGUAAAGAGGAGAUACUAUAAGGCAGAAGGAUGUCAAGGCUUGUUCAAGCUCCUCCUAAGUUCUUGCACCAAGAAUGGCAGCUUUCUAACCACAGCCAGUAUCAUAAAGCAGAGGUGCAGAGAUCUCAGUCAGAGCAACUGAUCCUGGAAAGUCAACGACUUGUACAGGAAAUUGAGAGAUCAACCAGACUUUCUCAGAAGGAUGUGAACAAAAAAAUAGAUCAGAGGAUUGAAGAUAUAAAGUUCUGGAAAAAAGAGCUUGAAUCUAAAUUGGAGGAGACUGUCAAUGAAAUUGAGGUGAUGCUGACAUACAAGACUCGACUGGAGAAAGCCAUUGAGAGUUGCAAGGAGCCAAUGAAUGUGGCUCAGCAAUGCCUUUUAGAGAGGGAGAAACGUGUUGGCAUUGAUCUUGUGCAUGAUGAUCUAGAAAGGGAGCUCAUCAAGGAGACAGAGGUGAUCCAUGGCGUGUCUGCUCUGCUGCAACGCACACUUGAGCAAACAAAUGAACAGAUCAGGUUGAAUCGCUCAAUAAAGUAUUACCUGGAGAAAGACCUUGAAAACAAAUUCCAUGCUCAAAAGAUCGACGAAGAUUGUGCUGUUUUAACAAAUAACACACCUGAAAUCCAUUAUUCAAGCAGCAUUGUCAAACCUGUGGAGUGCCCUGUGACCCCCGGAGAUUGGGAAGAAUUCUCCAAUGCAAAUAUCCUCAAAGCUGACAAAGAGAAAAAGAGUUCAUUGGCAUUGCGGGCCCUUAUUGACAACCUGCUCCAGCAGACUGCUUCUGACAUGCGCAAGCAGCAGCUGGAUGUCAACAGGGCCCUUCAAGUUAGAAUACAGGAGACCAAGAACAUCAAGGACAAGCUGGAGGAGCACCUUGGAAAGGUGAUGGAGCAGAUACGAGCUCAAGAGACAAGCAUUGACCUACUAAAGAAAGCUAUUGCUGAGAAAGAAGGUCCCAUCAAAGUGGCACAGACCCGAAUGGAGACCAGGCUGCUUCGGCCCAAUGUAGAGCUGUGUCAUGAUCCUGCCCACUAUCGGCUAAUCAGAGAGGUUCAAGAGAUUUCAACUAAUGUCGAGAGGCUUGAAGAGACGCUGGUCCGCGCUGAAGCAGAACUACGUGGGCUGGUCCGAAGUCAGUUGUCACUAGAGGAGGACAUCCAGGUCAAGGCCAAUACGCUGUACAUCGAUGAAGUGCUCUGUGCACAGAUGAGGAGCAGUGUUGCCAUCAACACCUUUUGAGCAGAAGGAUGAGGGGCUUAUCAGAGUGUACAUAUUGUCACUAAAGCUGCAAUAAUGCUCAUAUUGGAGUGAAUGUUUGGAAAGAAACAUUUAAUAAAGUGCUUUUCAUUUUAA
This is a messenger RNA of Polypterus senegalus (gray bichir), 1498 nucleotides long. RefSeq names its product tektin 1 (gene tekt1). The coding region runs from base 176 to 1384 and encodes 402 amino acids. Gene Ontology annotation, biological process: cilium movement involved in cell motility; cilium assembly. The record is from RefSeq and is a predicted model, not a curated record. NCBI's taxonomy places the organism in Eukaryota, Metazoa, Chordata, Cladistia, Polypteriformes, Polypteridae. Gene Ontology annotation, cellular component: nucleus; microtubule cytoskeleton. The transcript is spliced from 8 exons.